GCGCAGGAAGAAGGAGCAAAUGCCACAGUGAAAAACAACAACAAGGACCAGCAGAGGAACCCAGAGAGCUGCAUCCAGCUAGCCUACACAGCUAACUGCAUUUUCUGAACUGUCCGGGAGCUACCCCUGUUGCCGCUAUUUCUGCCACGGCUUUACAUGUAGAUGGUGCCGAGUCCAUGAACUUGGCCAGUCAGAGCGGGGAAGCUGGCUGUAGCCAGCUUCUCUUUGCUAACUUCAACCAGGACAACACGUCCCUGGCUGUUGGCACCAAAUCAGGCUACAAGUUUUUCUCCCUGUCGUCUGUGGACAAGUUGGAGCAGAUAUAUGAAUGUAUGGACACAGAGGAUGUGUGCAUCGUGGAGCGCCUGUUCUCCAGCAGCCUGGUGGCCAUCGUCAGUCUGAAGGCGCCCAGGAAGCUCAAGGUCUGCCACUUCAAGAAGGGAACAGAGAUCUGCAACUACAGCUACUCCAACACCAUCUUAGCAGUCAAACUCAACAGACAGAGGCUGAUAGUAUGUUUGGAGGAGUCUCUGUACAUCCACAACAUCCGAGACAUGAAGGUCCUGCACACUAUCAGAGAGACGCCACCAAACCCCUCAGGUCUGUGUGCUCUGUCUAUCAGUAAUGAUAACUGUUACUUGGCAUACCCAGGCAGUGCUACGAUAGGAGAGGUCCAAGUGUUUGACACUGUCAAUCUGAGAGCGGCCAACAUGAUCCCUGCCCACGACAGUCCUUUAGCAGCACUAGCAUUUGAUGCUAGUGGAACCAAACUGGCCACAGCCUCGGAGAAGGGCACAGUCAUCCGUGUGUUCUCUAUCCCAGAGGGACAGAAGCUGUUCGAGUUUCGUCGAGGAGUCAAGAGGUGUGUGAGUAUCUGCUCGCUGGCGUUCAGCAUGGAGAGCUUGUACCUGUCAGCCUCCAGCAACACAGAGACGGUCCACAUCUUCAAACUGGAGACGCAGAAGGAGAACAGGCCGGCGGAGGAGCCCACCACAUGGGGGGGGUACCUGGGGAAAGUACUGAUGGCAUCCACCACCUACCUGCCCACCCAGGUCACGGAGAUGUUCACCCAGGGGCGAGCCUUCGCCACUGUCAGACUUCCCUUCUCUGGACACAAGAACAUCUGUGCCCUGGCAGUGAUCCAGAAGGUUCCACGCCUGCUGGUGGCAGCUGCUGAUGGAUACCUGUACCUGUACAACCUGGACCCUCAAGAGGGAGGGGAGUGCACACUCAUGAAACAGCACAGACUAGACGGCAGCACUGAAGCACCCAAUGAGAUCCUGGAGCAGGGGUCACAUGACCGCCCGCUAGUGGCUCAGACCUACAGCAAUGCUGUAACUAAAGGUUACUGUGAGGAGCAGGGAGCAGUGGGAGGGGCGGGGCUAGAUGACGACCUCAACGACCUGCGAUUGGACGAGGAGAACGAGCAGCCGCCACUAAUCCUGGAGACCGACUGAUGGACGGCCUCAGCAUCCAAUCAGAGGGCUCCUCUGGUGCUGCUAUAAACAUGUGACACAAAGGGGGUGGGGGGGUUAAAGAUGGGGCAUUCUAGAGUCUGUCUGUCUGUGCGUAUACACUUCUCUCUCUCUCCACCCCCCUCUCUCCCUGCUCUCCCGCUCGCCCCAUCCCACCUGUGCAGGUGUGUCUGUAGCUUUGCAUGUCCAUGUGCCAACAGUAGACCGCUAGAACACAUGCCCCAUGAAAACGCUCUGCAGCGUGCGUGUGUGUGUGUCUGUGAGUUGGACCUCACGUCGGAAGCACAGUGCUGUGUUCACUUAACACUUAAAGACACACACACACACGUGCAAACAUGCGACACACACUGUUUCAUGAAAGUGAUGUAAGUGCCUCUCUGCUCAUCGUCAUAGUUACAUCCCCUCCUUCCCCUCAUGGCUUCAAUAAAGCAGUUUGUGUUUUUUCA
This is a messenger RNA of Osmerus eperlanus (European smelt), 1921 nucleotides long. RefSeq names its product WD repeat domain, phosphoinositide interacting 2 (gene wipi2). The coding region runs from base 177 to 1457 and encodes 426 amino acids. The record is from RefSeq and is a predicted model, not a curated record. Gene Ontology annotation, cellular component: cytosol; extrinsic component of membrane; phagophore assembly site membrane. The transcript is spliced from 12 exons. Gene Ontology annotation, molecular function: phosphatidylinositol-3,5-bisphosphate binding; phosphatidylinositol-3-phosphate binding; protein binding. Gene Ontology annotation, biological process: autophagy of mitochondrion; protein lipidation; nucleophagy. Lineage: Eukaryota; Metazoa; Chordata; Actinopteri; Osmeriformes; Osmeridae.